UUGUGUAUCAAAACAAACCAAAUCAUAACAAUGUAUGGAUACAAAAAAUAUCGCAAGGGAUCGAAAGUUCAAAACGUAACUGAAAUUUACAAUUACAAAGUGAAAAGCUGCUAUGGGUAUUCCGGUUUUCAAUUGUAUUUCAACAGUGAAGGAUCAAACAAUAUCGAGAAACUUGUAUCAAAUACAGAAACUUUUGCCAGUUACAUUUAUAAAAAUAUCACUCUGUUUCCCAUAAUGAAAAUCAAGGAGAAGCAAAACUUUCAUGUAGAUCUAAAGUUGCUGCUGAAUGAUACAGAAUUCAACAGAGAAUGGGACAAUUUCUCUGCAGAAAUAAUUGAUAAUACUGAGUAUUGUCUUUCGUGCAUGGGUCUGGCAAUGCAUCAAGUGGUGUUGAAAGAUCAGCAAAGGAAUUAUAAUGAUAAAGAUGUUGAGCAGAACACUUACAGUUUGUUCCCAAAAAUCUUUUGCAGAGUAUUAAAUAAUGACCCCAUUUUGCAAAUCAGAAAGCUAAAAGUCAAUUUAUAUGGUAAACUAAUUAGUGUGAGAGGUACUGUAAUUAAGAGGUGCCCUUUGGAAAUGUCCGCUAAAACAUUGGCGUUCUCGUGUGCAACAUGUUUGGGAACUCAAGUUGUUGAACAACUCAAUGGGAAUUACACUAUGCCGAUUAAGUGUUUGAGUACAGGUUGUAGACAACUGAAAUUGUUUAAUCCACUGCUAUCAUCUCCAUACUCCAGGAAAUUCAAUAGGCAAAUUAUAAAAUUGCAAGAACUCCUUGGAUAUUCUGAAGAUCAGAUUGCCAGGAUUCCAAGAACUUUGGAAUGCGAGUUAUCUGAUGAUCUGAUUGAUCAGUGCACGCCAGGCGAUGACGUAUUAAUUACCGGUGUUUUAAAGGUGCAUAAUAUAGAGGAGGCUAAUGCGUUGAGGCAGAGUACAAUGUAUUUACUAUAUUUGGACUGCAUUUCUAUUAUCAAUGAGAAAAAGAAACUCGAUGGAAUAUCUUAUUACGCUAUACAAAAAAUUCACGCUGAGCCUAAUUUAUUUCGUUUACUCGUGCAUUCUCUGUGUCCAACCAUCUACGGGCUAGAGAUGGUGAAGGCUGGCUUAUUGCUGGGACUUUUCGGCGGGACGCAAAAUUCUCGAAACUCUCGUUCGAAUUCGCACAUACUGAUGAUCGGCGAUCCCGGCCUAGGUAAAAGCCAAAUGCUGCAAUCUUGUUGCAAUGUGUCGCCUAGAGGUGUUUACGUGUGCGGCAACACAAGCACCGCUUCCGGCUUAACUGCGAUGUUAACGCGAGAGAACGGUGGAGACUUUGCUCUAGAAGCCGGAGCUCUGGUCCUCGCCGAUCAAGGCUGUUGCUUCAUCGAUGAAUUCGAUAAAAUGUCGCAGCACCAUUCGUAUUUAUUAGAAUUGAUGGAACAGCAGAGCAUCAGUAUAGCGAAAGCGGGCGUCCGUUGCACAUUACCAGCGAAGACAAGCGUAUUGGCUGCGGGAAAUCCGGCCGGCGGGCAUUACAAUAAAGCGAAAUGUGUUGCGGAAAAUUUAAAGAUCAGCGCUCCGCUCCUCUCGAGAUUCGAUCUAAUAUUCAUUUUGAUGGAUAAACCGAACGAGCAAUUAGAUAUGAAGCUCUCAGAACACGUGCUUGCAUUCCAUUCGAAGAAGAGAAACAACAGUUCAUUUGGAUCAUCCAACGCAUCGACUCAAUCCACUUAUCAAAAUGAAUCAACUCCUCUAAGCGAACGUUUAAAAGUGAACAACGGCGAAAGCAUAGAUCAUCUUCCACACUUCCUAAUGCGACAGUACAUAGCUUAUGCCAGGAAAUACGUGCAUCCCAAAUUAAGCAAGGACGCGCAGACCGUGCUCAAAGAGUUUUACUUAGAGUUGAGGAAACAGCACAGCAAUCCUGAUUCGAUGUUCGUAACUUGUAGGCAAUUGCAAUCGUUGGUCCGAUUGACUGAGGCUAGAGCGAAAUUGGAGCUUCGCGAAUUGGCCACGAGCGACGAUGCCAACGAUGUGGUGGAAAUUACGCGUUUCAGCUUACUAGAUACCUUUUCUGAAGACGGAGAAAUUCUGACAGGAACCCAAAGAAAACCUAAUACGAGCAAACAGACAUUGCUGAAAGGAUAUUUGGAGAAUUUACAACGGAAAGUUGAGAUCACCGGAAAAACGUGUUUCGAUACGGAUGGAUUGAAGCUCAUCGCGAAUCAAAUGGGUUUGCAGAAUAACAAAGACAUGUUUGAUUAUAUAUUGAGCACAUUGAAUGUGCAAGGGUAUCUCUUGAAAAAGGGCGCAGGUAUUUAUCAAUAUUCAUGUGCGCUGUAAAAUCACGCAUUUGUGUUAAUAAUAUUUAUUUAAUUGAAUUUAAACAAUCGCAUUGAGCGACCUUUUUUGUUGAUUUGGACACAGCUGUCAAUUAUAGCUGACCUAUAAGAAUUGAGAGACGUUGGAUAGAAAUAUGUUUAAUACUUACGUAAAAUUACGCUCAGUUCUUCAAAUUAUUAGGUAUACACAGAAAGUAAAGUCAUUAUUUUU
Nicrophorus vespilloides is the source of this 2529-nucleotide messenger RNA. Its product is annotated as DNA helicase MCM8-like. The transcript is spliced from 10 exons. The coding region runs from base 31 to 2319 and encodes 762 amino acids. Lineage: Eukaryota; Metazoa; Arthropoda; Insecta; Coleoptera; Silphidae. Gene Ontology annotation, molecular function: ATP binding; single-stranded DNA helicase activity; single-stranded DNA binding. Gene Ontology annotation, cellular component: MCM complex; nucleus. The record is from RefSeq and is a predicted model, not a curated record.